UGAAUUUUGUGAAGGGAAGAGGUAAAUUUGUGACAGUGUGUGUUUCUGUCAUCUUCACAGCAGUAGAGUCCAAGGAGAGGAAAAUGGCAUCCCGGGCAGGUCUGGCAAACGCAACGUCCGCCAACGGCAACCUCGUUCAACAGGCACGGUACUUCAUCGAGACAUACAAUGCCACGACCAUUGCCUACACCGGAGGCUUGGCACUGGGCACAGUGCUCGUCAUCCUGUCUCUGUUCCUCUAUUACCUCUACAAGACGGAACAAGCAGCCAGCUCCUCCGGCUCUGGGCGGUCGGGAGGACAGUGGCAAUACGGAGGAGGAAGCAAGAGCGAUGACAAGGAUGAGGGAUUUGAGGCCAUACUCGGCCUUCUCGAAAAAUCGUGGGUCUUCUACGGCGCUCAGGAACAAGAGUGUCGCCGACGACUUUCAUGCGAAGCUCACCUUUCAAAUGCCACAGAUAUCAAUGAAAAAGUGUCUGGCACCCUGAAGGGCCUUAUCAGUCAGGUAAAGGACGGAAUUCUGACAAGUACGGCCACUCCGGCUGACACGGACAAAACUGCCGUACGAGACCUACUUCUUGCAGCUAAACACGGUCGAGACUGGAAUGACUGCCAGACGUAUAACCAGUUAUGUCAAACGGUGUCCCUUGCCUCGUUACCACAAAACGGAGACAAUGACCAAGAGACUCUCGUGCCACAGAGCAAUUACUGAAUUACUUCUGUCUGUAAUGAUAAGUUAUCUGAAAUACGGUUCAUAAAAAAAAUGAAACCUAUUUUAUCUUAUUACUGAUAACCAGAGCAUUACCGAAGGCCAGUAGAUAUAUUUAUUACCACAAUAUCCUUAAUUUUAAGUAUUUAUAUAAUAAUGUUUAUAUUCUUU
This is a messenger RNA of Macrobrachium nipponense, 878 nucleotides long. RefSeq lists its product as uncharacterized. The record is from RefSeq and is a predicted model, not a curated record. NCBI's taxonomy places the organism in Eukaryota, Metazoa, Arthropoda, Malacostraca, Decapoda, Palaemonidae. The transcript is spliced from 4 exons. The coding region runs from base 84 to 710 and encodes 208 amino acids.